GGUUUCAUCAACACGCAAAAGUUCUCUUGUCAAUAGUAGCGUGGAAGUGUUGUUCAUAUGUGUAGUGUGCAGUAUUUAUGGUGAAUGAGUGAUGGUGCUGUCCUCCUCGCACCAGGUCGUGAUGGCGUUCAGCGCCGUUCUGCUGGUUUUCGUGUUGUUUCCACGCAUGUUCGGCAGCCGGGAGAGUCAGUCAUUCGACCCACGGAUCAGCAGGAGAGGUCCUGGUCCGGGUCUUGGUCCCGGUAGUAUGAAGAGUCAGCAGCAGGCCCACGCGAACGGUGCACCACCCAAAGCGCAGAAUGUGGAUAACAUGCAUCAGAUGAAGAAACUGAUGGAGCAAGAGUUGAAGAGUGAUAAAUUCAAAUCCAACAGCAACAAGGGCUACAUCUUCACGCUCAUGCCCAUCUAUGCCAUCGGUGUCGGUCUCUUCGCUGCUUAUAGGUUUAUGAAGAUAAAGUCUACGAGUGACUCUGAAACUCAGAGAACCAAAACGGCUCAAGGAGUGAAAAAAUCAGAGGAGACAGAGAAUCAGCUGAAUGAGUUGGAGCAAAGGUUAGCACAGACCGAGAAGAUGCUCAACUCUAUACUGACCCAACUGGACCCGCUCACAAACUGUGUGAAGUCUGUUGCCAUGGAGCAGAAGAACGAGAUCAUGUCGCAGCUGCAAUGCAUCCGGCAUCUAAUGAAGAAGAGAGGCAUGGAGUGUCCAAACAUCAGGAUAGAGGAGCCAGCAUGUGAGCGCAAUCUCGACAAACUUAUCGAGUCUUUGGAUGCUGUGGAAACGCUUCCAGAAACGCCGCUAAUAUCACAAACGGAUACUGAAACGCGGUCACAUGAUCACAAACCUCUCCGGUCUGACUCUGAGGUAGAAGAGGCACAGGAGGACGGCGAGGAAGAUGAGCAUGAAGAGGAAGAGGUUGAUAAUGAGGGUGACUCUAGUAUGCCUUCGCUCGAGGACACGGGUGGCAUCAGUGAGGACGUCACCAUGGCACAGAACGUUCCAGACGAUCUGGCGAAUGGCUUGCGAAGACGCAACAGGCCCGAGUAACUGUGACGAGAAUCAGAUGUAGUUUUUUUAUACAUAUAUGUAUUUAUUUAAUACCUUGUGUGAUGAAACGGUCAACACUAUCCAUUGGUUAUGUGCAUUAAAUGUUUAGCAUCUACAUAUGUGGUCGUAUGUAGUUAAAAGUCAUAAUUGACUCGGUUUGACUUGGUUACAGCUUUCAGAUUGAAAUCUUGAAGCGCAUUUUGAAGUUAAAUCAUGCAUGCAUGAACAGAAAUUAGAAAAUGUUAAUGCACGUCUUUGCUGCCUGUGUCAGCUUUUCAAAAGCCUCUUAUUUUAUGAAUAAAUGUUGCAUCUCUUUAUUUUUUAGGUUGGAUAUGUUAGUUACAGAUUGCCUGUUUUAAGAUGCAUAUCUUUAUAAUUGGUUUUCCGAUGUGAUUUGAACUUGAAUCGUAGUUUUUACAAUCAGAGUUUACUUCGAUAUGAAAUGUUUUGUUCCUAAUCAGGGUUGAUUCCUAAAUCAAGACUUUCAGAAAUACUGUAUACGUAAGAGACGGCUACAUUAUUCACACACUAUUUCCUUGUUCAAAGCUGUUUUCGUAUGAUGAGGUCAUCAUUUUUAAAACAAUCCCAUUGGUCUAGAAACAUUUCGAGGAUUCUUUUGCAUGUCUUCUGAAUCAUGUGACGCUUUAGACCUUUAUUUUGAAUCUGCAGGUCACUGUAUAUUAUUAGCAUGUGAUAAUACACUGUGCACUUCCUGUGCUCAUUAUGUUUGCCUUGUAUGUGAUGCACCGUGUAAACCAAUAGAUGAAUAUUUAUUAUGAAGAACUUC
Messenger RNA from Xyrauchen texanus (razorback sucker), 1835 nucleotides. RefSeq lists its product as uncharacterized. Gene Ontology annotation, cellular component: neuron projection; neuronal cell body; intracellular membrane-bounded organelle. The coding region runs from base 92 to 1048 and encodes 318 amino acids. Lineage: Eukaryota; Metazoa; Chordata; Actinopteri; Cypriniformes; Catostomidae. The transcript is spliced from 6 exons. Gene Ontology annotation, biological process: synaptic transmission, cholinergic; protein localization to cell surface. The record is from RefSeq and is a predicted model, not a curated record.